This is a messenger RNA of Xenopus laevis (African clawed frog), 768 nucleotides long. RefSeq names its product aminomethyltransferase, mitochondrial-like (gene amt.S). The record is from RefSeq and is a predicted model, not a curated record. Lineage: Eukaryota; Metazoa; Chordata; Amphibia; Anura; Pipidae. The transcript has 3 exons. Bases 39 to 419 code for a protein of 126 amino acids.
ACGCCGGACUCAUAUCAUUGGAAAUAUCCAAACAGAAGAUGGCGCUCGUCGGGUUUCCAGUGGUCUCAGCCCAGCGCAGUCAUAACAUACAUAGCAGAAGUAAACGACGCAGAACAGUAGUGGAUUUUCCAGGAGCCUCAGUAGUUGUCCCUCAGAUUAAAGGAAAAGUGAAACAUAAGAGAGUUGGUCUGACCUCAACAGGACCUCCAGUUCGACAGCACGCACCUAUCCUGAACCUAGAGGGGCGCAUUAUUGGGCGGGUGACCAGCAUUUGCCCUUCGCUCACUCUGCAAGUGAAUGUGGCCAUGGGUUAUGUGGAACCAGAAUAUGCAAAAGCUGGCGUUUUGAAAUCAGGAAGAAGCUUGUGGAUGGUGUUACCACUAAAAUGCAGUUUGUGCCAACAAAGUAUUAUACCCUGAAAUGAACUGGUGUAAGAGGAAACAUGUAGAACUGUAUUCUUUGCAAGUAUGUAAUGAGCUGUGUGUAUGUGUCUAUACACCUUUUCUUUUCCUAUCUAAAUGAACAUUGUGCACAUGUGGGUUUGCUUUCCCUGUGUAAGUACAUGCCAGUGUCCAUAUUCAAUUAUCUGUGACAAGAAACAUAAAGCAGUUAAAAUACAACCCAAAUGAAAGGCAGAUGCUGAGAGUCCCACUACUCAAGCAAUACAAUGAAUUACUGUACUUUUGUAACUUGCAUAUGGAAGCCAAACUCCACUUCAUUUCAACUCUCAGGUCCUUUCUUUACUCAGGGCAGGCCCGGACUGGCAAU